AUUAAAUAUCCAGACAUCAACACAAUGAGUGCAGAUCACUUUAGCGCAGCAGCAUAUUUAGAAGUAAAGAAGUUUGGUUUGGUUUGGUUUGGUUUUGUCCCGCGACUCCUCCACAACAGGCGGAGACUCCCGAGCAGGAAACAGCGUUUGAUCAUCCGCAAUCUUCUGUCUGAACUGAAGUGUCUAAAGUUUGCCGUCGAGCAGAUUCUGUGGACUCCAGCACACACCAGACUCUGCUCUCCUACAGCUUCAGGUCCAGCCAUCAUGCAAAGCAUUGUUCCCAGGAGCCAAACACCCGGCACAGACCUCUGUGGACUGAACAGCUGCUGUUUUAUAAUCCGCUCAGACCUCGGAUGCUACAUGCGCUGCAGGGAUUUCAGUCUGGGAUCCAAUCUGACUGUGUUCAGUCUGCACCCUGCCUGUAAAGAUGGAAACCACUACCUGGGUCAUGAGAACGGCUUCUUCUACAUCAUCAAGAAGAGCUCGUACCGCAGGGUGACGGACCUGACCACGGACAGCGGCUCUGCGGUGUACAGCCUGCACCCAAACUGCCAGGGCGGAGACCACUACCUGUCCACCUUCGGCACCUUCUACAUCAUCUUCCAAGACAAGGGCACUUACCGGAGAACCACAGACCUGCACACGGACGCGGAUGCCGAAGAGCGCGAGCUGCACCCCAGCUGUAGGAGUGGGGUGUAUUUCUGGGGUCUGCCGGAGCACUGCUGCCUCCUCACUGCAGACUCUCAGUGGGGCGUCCAGUUCCACACAACCCCUGAUCUCAGCACAGAGGAGCACCAGGAGUCCUCCGUCCACCCCGACGCCCUGAACUUUAUACCCGGCGGCCUGACCGUCACUAAAGGCCCAGUGUUCUCCAUCUGGGAGAACAUUGAGUCUGUAACGAACGACAGCAAAACGGCCGUGAGCUGGCAGAAGAAGCUGAAGAGGAGGAUUGGCUACGACAAGCAGAAGUUUUCUCAGAUCACACUCAACUGGAAGAUGUUCCCCGCGGACGAGUACCAGGACCUGCUGAUGCUCAUCCUGAAGAGGGAGCUCUGCUUUUCCAAAACAAUUUCUUAUUAUUACAAAACCGAAAACGACAGCUGGAGAGACGUGUCGGAGGUGGAGGAUCAGCUGACGUUCGAGCUGAAGCCGAGGGAGGGUCUGUAUGUGUGGCAGUACAAGCUGGGCUUUGGGCAGGACACGGUGUUGUUCUGCCGCGAUUUGAAGAUUGAAGCACACUCCCAUCGUCCUUCAAAUGCUCGAGACUGAGAAGAAGAUGAGCGGUUUACUGCGCUGAUUCAAGCCGUCUGAAGCUGUGUGCUGGUGUAAUGUGAGGGAGAGCUGGAUCUGUGAUGCAUUUAAAUGUAUGGUUCAGGUAAAUACAGUAAUAAUAACGCUUCAGGUGAUCACACACACACACACACACACAGAUCUGCAAGCAGUGCUUCACAUGUAGGCCAGGGUGUGCUCUGUGCUGUAGUCAGUAUAUCCACGGCUGCACGUGUUUCUACACAUUUAUACAGCAAAGAGCGUGUGUGCUUCACUGCUAAUGAUGAAUAAAGCUGCACGCUUUCUUUAA
Danio aesculapii is the source of this 1579-nucleotide messenger RNA. RefSeq lists its product as uncharacterized. The transcript is spliced from 2 exons. The record is from RefSeq and is a predicted model, not a curated record. Lineage: Eukaryota; Metazoa; Chordata; Actinopteri; Cypriniformes; Danionidae. Bases 25 to 1269 code for a protein of 414 amino acids.